GAUAUUAGUGGGACUCUGAGACGAGGAGAAUGAAUUGGACUCUGCUAUCUUUGGUGUGUGGCCUUGUUGGUGCCUUAGCUAUAGAGGAAAAGGCUGAUGUGGAGCGGGAGAUACUUCAUAAAGAGAGGUUUAUCGCGAAGAUCACCACCAGCACGCGACUUGCUCUCACGACGACCACCACCACUGUCCCAUUCACUUGUGCGUCUCUAAGCACCCGUGUUUGCAGGCGGCGUCGAAAGCGCUCAGCGACAGAAGACUUGGGCGGAGAAAUUAAGAACGAGGGUGUAGAGCUGUUCAGUGGACACCUGGAGGACCCGGAGGUGGAAUAUGAGAGAAGGAGCGGGCGCAUCUCCUUCACACUAGGCACAGUCACCACCACCACCUUCACCAUCACCUCCACCUCCAUAAACAGCGCCACUACCUUCUCCAUCUCCUACUUCUGCUCGGCACCCAACGCCGUGUAUCCUCCUGGAUGUUAAUUAAUGACUGCGAAGAUGCGGCCACGGACUGCCAGGGUAGUGUUUCAGUGCCAAGAGAUGUUGUUAUUAUAUAUUAUUCACUAGCCCGUUGGCUGGAUGAGCUAUAGGAGAGCCCUGUAGAAGAUGACACGGUCAGAUGGAGUGUAUCAGGAUGGUGUUGCCAACAGACCGGCUCCAACAGACUCCGCUGGAGCCGGUCUAUUGACGAGCGUCUUGACUCGUGAACCUUCUGCAUUUUUAGGUUUUGCUCGAAGGAAGAAAGUUGAAGAGAAGUUGACCCAAAUUGUAGAUUAGUAGCAUCAACCAAGCACAGAUCAUCGUGGCCAGCAAUAAUUUUUCGGAAAAAAAUACGAGGCUAAGAUUUUUAAUUCUUUUGUCUGGAGUCCUUCCGCCGCCUGGUAAUUGUUUCAUCAUAGAUAACCAGCUGUGUAUCGAGGGGUUAUACAUGGUAUAAAUACGCUUAAUAUAAUAACUUCU
Molecule: messenger RNA, 956 nt
Organism: Eriocheir sinensis (Chinese mitten crab)
Lineage: Eukaryota; Metazoa; Arthropoda; Malacostraca; Decapoda; Varunidae
Exons: 4
Coding region: 30-479 (149 amino acids)
Source: RefSeq, a predicted model, not a curated record